Molecule: messenger RNA, 9092 nt
Organism: Vespa mandarinia (Asian giant hornet)
Lineage: Eukaryota; Metazoa; Arthropoda; Insecta; Hymenoptera; Vespidae
Product: telomerase-binding protein EST1A
Biological process (GO): nuclear-transcribed mRNA catabolic process, nonsense-mediated decay
Cellular component (GO): telomerase holoenzyme complex
Molecular function (GO): protein binding; telomeric repeat DNA binding; telomerase RNA binding
Source: RefSeq, a predicted model, not a curated record
GUUAAUAUAAAUGUCUCUACUUUAUGCUUAUUCAAUGAUGACUAUGACUUCACCUGGCAUUCGUUGAUUUCAUAAAAAUUUAGAUGCGAUUGUACUUCAAUAUGGCGAAUCGCGACAAAGGACGCAAUAAGUGGGGAGGAUUUUCACAAGAUAGUAUACAAAGUUCCACAUUGGAAAAAGAAAGAUCAGUAGGAAUGCGUGGAGGGUGCAAUAGAGCACCACAAGCUUUGUAUAGACCAGGGAGUGGUCCACUUCGAAAAUCAGAAAAGUCUGCUGAUGACUUCGAUCAUGAAAAUAAUUCACAAAUAAAAUCAAAACCAACAUCCGUCCAACAUCGUUUAAAGCAAUCACAGUCCAAUAGAUGCAGUCAAAUGUACCACAGUCCACCAUCAUCUUAUGCAGAAAAUCUAAAUGAAAAAUUGAAUGAUAUGCAUAUUAAUCUUAAAAAUGAUGAUAAUAGUGAUCAAGCACAAGAUUCUUUUAAAAGUAACUAUGGUGGAGAUCUAAGAAGAAAAAGCAGGAAACCAGAACAGCAACUGUACGUACCUAAGAAAGUGAAGGAAGCAUUGGCUGAACAGGAUGUAGCAAAUAGGUUUGAUCGUGAUCAUGAAAGAGAGGAAAGUGAAGAUUGCGAUUCUCAUUCCAAUCGUAGUUAUAAAGGUCAUAGACAUCGUAAUCGUUCAGGUGGUUGCAGUGGAAGAGAUGAACAUGGCAAACGAUUUUUGGGUAAUCGUAGAAAUCGUCAUACUAAUGAAAAUGAAGAGAGUUGGAGAUCAGAUUCUCCAUUAUCUACUAAAAAUUAUGGUAAUAGACGAGAUAAUCCACGAGAAAUUAGACAGGGUUCAGAACCUCUUUUUGUAACACCGAACAACCCAAAUGAUUUUUCUCGCACUCGAGAUACACGUAGUGUGGAACCUGCUGGACAUCCUGAAAAAUUUCAGGGUAAACCACCUUCAGGCAAAAAAAGUGGUUCUAGCAAAUUGGACUCUUUACCACCACGUUUGCAAAAGAAAUAUUUGAUCGAUAAUGGUUUAGCACUACCUAACAGUUCUUUUUCUUCUACAAUUGAAGAGUCUUGGAAUGGCACAACUGGUUCAUCAGUUUAUUAUCCACCUGCAAUUCAACAUUCACAAACUAUGCAAAACUUGCCACCUUCUGGUCCAUUACCACCUCAACCUUGUUGGUCUAAUACUGUACCUGUACGAAGUAGGGGUAGAGGUAGACUUAGACCAGAAGAAAUAGAAGGUCCAACUAAUGUGUUUAGACCUGUUACUCCGGAUCAGUAUUCGGCUCCAAGUUCAAGAUCUCAUACUCCCAGUCAGGAAUAUACAAAUAGGUCUUAUGAUCGUCGUGGUAGUAAUAGUACUAUGUAUACAAGCAUGGAAAGUUUAAGUCGUGCUGAUAGUGUAAUGUUGCCACCACCAAUGUCUAUUAUAUCUAGUUCAAAUAGAUGUCAGAUUUCAUCUGAAGAACAACAUCAUAGUGCAUCGCCUCCAAUUUCUUCACAGCAUCGUACUUAUAAUACACAAAGAGUAAACAAUUCAAAUGAAGGUAAAUCUAUGGAAAAACAACGUAGUCAACAAAUAUUAAGUCCAUCAAAAAGUGAAUCAUUUAGUAUGUUACCUGAUAUGGCAUCAGAACGCACUCUUGAUUGGAGUGAAGAAGUUGAAUUAAAUGAGAAAUUAGAAGCACAAUACCUGAGCCGUAGUUCGUCUGUACAAAGUUUACACGAAAGUGUAAGUUUAUCUGGAUCUCAAUCAAAAAGAGAGAGUCACAAGCGAGGAAAAAAAAAGCGUGAUAAGAAACCUGCAGUUGAUCAGAACAAUAGUUCAGAAAAAACACGUGUAAAUAGUCGUGAUCGUCAAAAUAAUCAGCAAAAUAGAGAAAAUGACAGUUAUAACAAUAAUCAGAAAAAUAGCAAUAAUAACAAAAGAUAUGAUCAUAGAAGACAUCGUAAUAUAAUUCAACGUAGUCGUGAAUCUAGUAAGGACAGAAAUUAUCGUAGUAGCAGUCGACAUUACGAAGAACUGCAUAGACCAAGACCAGCAGAUCGGCAUUUAGAUGAAAAUUGGAGAACUGGACGGAAAAUGUCUGUGUGCGAUUCGGAUGAGGGAAGACAAACUCCUAAAGUAUCUUCUCACACUAUCCCUACUCCAUUAUCAAAUGCAAAUUCAAAUACAACAAUACGACAAGUAUCCCCUACAGGAUAUACAAAUAUUCAAGCACCAGGGGUUUUAGUUUUACCAGAAACCAAUCAAUCGCCACCUAGCCAUACUGUUUCUCGACAAGGAAUUCAACAACAAAGAAUAUUGUUUGAUCCUAAUAAUCCCAAUAAGCCUAUAGUUGUUACUUCUCCUGGUAGUAGAGCUAUUUCGCAAAGAGAGAAUCAAACGUCAUCUCAAACUACCAGUAUUCCUGUAUUUCAAUCUCAUACGGGUAUAGCAUCUUAUCAUAAUAAUUUUCAUGGAGCACCAUUAGAUGGAGUACCUUCGUCCUAUACGACAGAUCAAUUUGGCAAUAUGAGACCUUCUUGGUAUGAUCCUUGUUCAGAAAGUUUCCGGUCUACAAAAAAUCCUUGCCUUUUGCUGGACAUAGGCCGAGCAGACUUAGAGUUACAAUGGAUGUUAAGUUCUGGUGGUUUCACAACAAAUUGGGAGAGGGUGUCCUAUAUAAGACACUUUCUUCAGGAUAGUUUGCAAACAUUGCUUAAGACUGAUAUCAAGUUCUGCCAAGCCGAGAAUGUUGAACAACACUUUUGGAAAAUAUUGUUUUAUAAUAUGAUUGAAAUAUUAAGAAAAGGAAUGUCCAAAGAGAACCCAGAAAGCAAAGAGUAUUACAAAAAAACGAUGCUAAGUAUAAUUGACGAGGGUACUAUAUACUUGGAAAAUUUAAUUACAGUACUUGAAAAUACAUAUGACUUCAAGAUACAAGCAUUUCUUGCAUCAUCCACGCUACCUAAAGGUCUUGGAAUUUUAGGUUUAGCUUUAGUGAGCGCACAAAAAAUAUUUCUUUUUCUGGGUGAUUUAGCAAGGUACAGAGAACAAGCAAAUGAAACUACAAAUUACGGAAAAUCAAGGCAGUGGUAUUCAAAAGCACAACAAAUCAAUCCAAAGAAUGGAAGACCUUAUAAUCAACUUGCUUUAUUGGCACAUUAUGCCAAACGAAAAUUGGAUGCAGUAUAUUACUAUAUGCGAUCGCUUAUGGCAUCUAAUCCUUUUCAUUCUGCUAGGGAAAGUUUGCUAGCACUUUUUGAUGAAAAUAGAAAAAAGUAUCUACAUUAUUACGAAUCUACGGAACGUAAACGCAAGGAAGAGAGAGAAUGGAAGGAAAGAGCCAGGAUGAAAGAAAAAGAAGGAGCAAAUAGCAUUGGAGGAGGAUUAAGACGAGAAAUAUGGAUUCAUCCAGGUGGCAAAAGAGUUAGGCGUACAACUACGGCAGCUAGUACUACUGAUUCAAGAUUGGCACAAAGUGAUUUAGAAGAAUUAGCACAAUUGACGAGUGUUGAAGUGAAUAAACGUUUUGUUACAUCCUAUCUCCAUGUGCAUGGGAAGUUGAUCACCAAAAUAGGAAUGGAAACCUUUCAAGAGGCUGGCGUACAGAUGUUAAAGGAAUUCAGGGCUCUCUUGCAACAUUCGCCUUUACCACUACCUGGCACGCGCUUGUUACAACUCCUGGCUUUGAACAUGUUCGCGAUCGAGACGACGCAGCUGAAAGAUACACAAAUGGAACAGGGAUACCGAUCGGAGGUCCAGGAACGUGCUCUUAUCGUAUCUUUGCAGAUGUUUAGUUUGAUUUUGGAACGUGGUGUAUCUCUGUUGAAAACACAAUUGGAUAGUGGAGAAGAACCUCGAUUGGUCGUUGGAGAAGAUAUGCAGGUCCUUUUACCUGCUAUUAAGAUUUGGUGCGAUUGGAUGCUGUGCCACAGUACCGUUUGGAAUCCGCCACCUUCUUGCACAGAUUAUAGAGUCGGACCACCUGGAGACGUUUGGAGUAGAUUAGCAACUAUGGCAAAUCUUUUGGAUAAGCUAAAUUACACCAGAACUGUUUUGAUACAAGCGAAAGAUGCCGAGAGUCGUGAAGACGAACUCGAACUAGUGAAGUUGCCAGAAGAUACGACGUUGGCAGGAUUCACGCCGUUAAUGUCGAAUCCUCAAGAUCCUUGUUACGUAGAGAAGACGGAAGACAUGGAUAUCGCUCAGGUCUGUCUAAGGAUAAGCAAAGUGCUUUUCUUCGGCCAAGUAUUUCUGUGUGGACUGGAGACACCGGUAUUGAAAUUGCAGAAAAACGAAAUUGGUAUGAGCGAAUACGUAUCCGUAGUAGAAGCAUCUAGCACCAGUUCGCCAAGUUCACCGCCUGAACAGAGCGAUUCGGAACUCUUUGUGGAAAGUUACAGUGAGGACGAGGACGGACCACUUUCUACAAUGAAGAGAUUGCCGUCAAGCAAUGACGUAUUCGACGACAACGGGGCGCCUCUGGCUCUUGGAGAGAUAAGGUCGCUAAUCGAACGGAAGGAGGAGCUCGAGAGGAAGCAACGGAAGCAAGAUCGUCACCGGCAACGAGUCCAGGCAAUCUUAAAGAAAUCCUCUGUGUCGGUGGAAAUAGAAGUGAGACCAAGACAAUUAGUACCAGACACCAAUUGUUUCAUCGACUAUCUGCCACAAUUGCAGAAUAUUACGAAAGCUACCUCUGGAGCACAGCCCAUCUACACGCUGAUGGUACCGCUGGUGGUUUUAAACGAACUGGAAGGCUUGGCUAGAGGUGCCGAUGCCAGGGAUUGUCCACCAGCAUCAAGAGCUACUUUGGAUCCUGAACACGUAGCCAGAGUGGCAGAAAGUGCAAAGGCGGCAUUGGCUUUUGCGAGAAGCCGAAACCCAGCAAUUCGAUGCUUGACUACAAGAGGAACCGUCUUGACAUCCAGUACUUUUACCGUUGAAGAAGACGUCGAUAAGGACAAAUUAACUAGAAAUGAUGACAGGAUUCUAGCUACGUGCUUGAGCCUUUGCAGAACAGGAAACAAAGAUUAUAAUAACCCAGCAGAGGAGGGCCAGCCCCGACGUCUAAGGAGAGAAGUCGUGUUGCUGACGGAAGAUAGAAACCUGAGGGUGAAAGCCCUCGCUAGGGACGUGCCGGUGAGAGAAGUGCCCGACUUCAUGGAAUGGGCUGGUCUGGGCUGAAACGACGAUGACUUCAUGACCAAAUAUUCCCACUGAUGAAACAAAUAUCCCGUCCCCCCCGCCGCGCAAACUAAGAUCAUCAACUUAGAUCAAAAGCAAAGCGAAGGAAGAGAAAUGAAAGAAGAGAAUAGAAAAGAGAAAGUACUUCUCAUCACCUCGAUGGACCCUUUGCGAAGGGAAAGCGCGUUAACGAAAAACGCGAUUUUUUUACGUAAGUUCGUCCUUUUUCCAAAAGAAAAAAAAAACAAAACAAACAAAGAAACUCGAACACGCGUAUCCUGUUAAUUUUCCUCUUGUUUUUUUCCUCUUUGCAAAAAUUUGUUACUUUUUUCAAAAUUCUUCUACGUACGUCUCUAGAAAAGAAAAUUAAGAAAAAAAAAAGCAAAAGCGGAAGAGAAUACAAAGCGUCAAGAGUUUACCUAAAAGGAAUACUGGAAUCAUCAAUUCAUAGACGCCCUUUCACAUAUUCCGAGCUCGCAACACUUUUCAUUCCGUUCCUGAAUCCCAACUUCUCCGUAAUCUCCCUGAUUCUUCACAUUUGAAGUAAAAUCCAGAUGAAACGAAUGUAAAGAAGGCGUCGAUCGUAAGGUACAAAGUCCGACUUGUAGGUAAAGCAGAUUUGGUAGUACCAUAUUCAGGAAAAGAGAUUGCUCGAGAAGACGAGAGAAAGAAAGCGGUCCACUGAAAGAGGGGAAUACUAAAGCAGCAACAAGAAUAAAAGAAAGAGAAAGAAAACAAAAAUAGGAAAAUGUUCGUAAAAAUAUUGUCUCUUGGGAGUUUUGACAAGUUUUAUUCUUCUUAGGCUCGUUUUAUCAAAGAUAGUCAUCUAUUGUGACUGAAUUUGUUGUAUAUGAUCCUUUUAAACCGUGUUUGUAUGAAUACAUAUUUGUACGAGUUUUGAAUAUUUUGCGUAUAUUCUACAAUGUCUGUACUAAAUGUAUAUUAUUGCACUCGUUGUAGAGUAGAAGCGAGCGAUUGGCGCCGGUCAUUUUUCUUCUUUUUUCUUGUAUCUUCGUCAUUUUUCUUUUUAUCUUUUUUCUUUUUUUAAUCUCUCUUUGUUCGAUAUCCUCGUACAGAGUAGUUCAGUUAUAGAAACUCAUAAUAAUCCGUAUGGCAUGUAUGGAUUUUCGAAUUCCAGCCAUUUAAAAUAACGUUACGUGCCAUCGAAACAUUCUUUUUAUUCUCUUUUAAUCGCGUUUAUACUUUUUUUUUUUUGUAGAAUCGUUGCCAGUGCUACGAUGAUAUAUCGAUGAAGUUCUCUUUUUUUUUAAUAAAAAAAAUAUAUUUUAAAUAAUAGAUUAAGAGCGUAAUGUAGCCUUUAAAUAUUGAAAUAUUCUGUACGGGACAUUACGUUACCUUCGACUUUUUUCCUAUUCACAUAAAGAUUAUUUAGAUAUUAAUUAGGGUAAUGAAACAAUGUAAACCUUCGAAGAAGCUCGUUUUCUUUCGUUACGUCAAAGGAAAUUUGAACAAUAUUACCAGCGUCCGUACGUACAUAUAUAAUAUUUUAUCAGCGAUAUAUUAUUGAAUCGUAUCGACGAACAAUAAUACCAGCACCAAGUUGUACGAAGUAAAGGCUGAUUAGAUGGUAAUAAUUCCGUAAGGCAAAGAGUCGAUCGUGACGAAAGAGAUAGGAUCUACAUGUUGCUCGCACUCUAUGCUUUUUCUUUAUUUGUAAUUUUACGCGUUGUUCUUGUAAGAUUUAGCAAUUAGUUAUAAGGCAAAUCAUUAUGAUACCUAAGUGUGCAUUGAUUUAAAUAGGACCACUCAUUUCAAUUGUUAUUUAUGAACUUUAACGACAAAAUUUUCCUACUUGUAAAGACAGACGGAACAGAAAUUAUCAGAAGCGAUUAGAAUUGCAAACGUUUUGGACGAUAAGCUUCGAUUAACGAAAUACUCGUUCAUUCAUCGUGGCUACGUUCGAUAAAUUGAAAAUGAAAUAAGAACAUUUCGAUGUCGUCCAAAAAGAAGAACGAUUAAUAAAACGUACGAGCUUUGGGGUAUAUCAAUCAAAAGUUAUACUCUGCAAUUUUGUCGCGAUAUUGUUGUAAACUUUUUCUACCAAGUGUUCUUUCCAUUCGUGGCUUUUAAACGAUUUUGAAUAAGAAAAAGAGAAAGAGAGAGAAAGAGAGAGAGAGAGAGAGAGAGAGAGAGAGAGAAAGAGAGAGAACAGAAAAAAUCAUAUAUAUCGAAAGAUUUUAGAAAGCACUAUAAAAGAUUGAAAGAGUGAAAGAAAAUGACGUCCUAUUUUUCGACAAAAUUGUAAUUACGUAAAGAUCGUCUGAAAGAGAGAAGUUGCACGCACGCGAUAAUACAAAAAAUAAUCGAGAGAGAAAAAGAGAGAGAGAGAGAGAGAGAGAGAGAGAGAGAGAGAGAGAGAGAGAGAGAGAGAGAGAGAGAGAAGGUUAGUUUAACAGAAUAGAAUAAAGAGAAAAAAUGAGAGUGAAAGAAAUCAAGAAAGAAAGUGAAAAGAAAAAAAAAUAUUUGAUUAGCCGUAAAGAAUGUAUAGUUAAUUGAAACUAAGCCGAUAAUAAUAUUUCAUAGUUAAAUUACGAAGUAUGCAUUCGUGAAAAAGACGUUCAUAUUAUCAUCAGCUUUGUACUUUGAAAUGAUAAACGUGCGUAUGAAUGUUUGUUAUAAGAUAUAUAGACUUUUACUUAAUUGGCAAUAUGCCAAGAAACGGAGAAGAACAGCACGAGAAAGAGAUCAAAAAGGGUAUCCGAAUCGAUUUAACUUUUUUUUUUUUUUUUUUUUUUUUUUUUAAUUUUCUUCUAAAUUCAUCAAAAUCGAUACCUAUUUUCUUUCAUCCUUUUCAUCUUUUGUUAGUCUUCUCUUUCUCUUCUUCUUCAUCUUCUUCUUUUUUUACUUAUUUACUCUUUAACUCUGUUCCAAAAAGAAAUCCGUGCUCCGAAACUAAGAAAACGAGGGGUAAAGAGAAAGUAUGUUUCACUAUUGUGCGCGACUUGGAAGCACCAGACAAAUUAUUGUUUUCACUUAUUUCUAAGUAUGUCUCUUAUAGUAGUUUUUAAAGUAAAUAACAAAAAAAAAAAUAAUAAAAAGGAUGGAAAGAAACGAUACGAUCGAUAAGCACGAUUGUGCUCUGGAUACGACAAAGAAUCGUAGGAAGAAAAGCUCCAAGAAGGAUCAAUCACAUAAGAUUGCUAGAGAAAAAUGCAAAGAAAUAAGAGGGAAGAGAAAAAGGAUAUCAAGCAAGAGUUGCGAGUAACACAGUAAUAAUAAUACUUCGCAAAUCGGAUUGGCUCUUUUGUCUUUCCGUUUAUUUUAACCCUUAUAUCAAAUUUUAUCCUUGCAAUAAUUUUUUUUAUUUUAUCUUUUUCUUAAAAGAUGCAAUAGUAAGAUGCAAUAGAAGAAAUGAAAAAAUUCUCGUGAUCCUUCGAAUCACGCAAAUGUAUCCUCGUCCUUCUUUUUUCAUUGAUAUAAAUAAUCCAUUUCUUUUUACGUUAUUAAAUAAUGUUAGAAACGUUAACAGAAUAUAAUAAUGUUAUCAGUUCAGCAGAAUUUCUAAAUAUGUAACUAUAAUCUUUCUUAUUUUUAUUUUGUGAUUUUUCAAAAAGAAAAUGGUAAUCGUGAAAAUGAUCAAAUCUUGUGUGAUUGAUUCUACGAUGAGCAAUGAAAAAAGAGUAAGAUAUAAAUUUCCUGAGCGUAGAUAGACAAAAAUGAAUAUAUAAUUAGGAUAUCAAUGACGAUCUUGUCGACGUUAUAAUUUUUAGAAGUGGAUAGAACCAAGAGAGGAACGGGGAUGAUCGAGUUGCGUUCGACGUAGCUCUAUUUUCGAUUUUCACCCUUAUACCGUAAGUGUACCUAUAAAUAAAUAUAAAUACACAUAUUAUAAAAAAUUUAUGCAUUACAUGCAAUUGAGAAUAAAAUGCAAUGAGAAUAAAAAUCUUCUGAAAUCGA